UAGGCCCGCCCGCCUGCAUAUCAGGGCCUGGGCACGGCCUCACCCAGCCGCCCCUGACUGUGCGCGCCGCUGGCUCUUCCACGACCAUGGGGACCCUGGAGGCCCUUCUCCUGCUCAGCGCCCUGCUCCUGUCACCUGCAGAGGCCCAGCAGGCCACGCAGUACCACCUGAAGCCCUGGCUGGUGGGCCUGGCUGCCGUCGUGGGAUUCCUGUUCAUCGUCUUCGUCCUCAUGCUGGCCAACCGCGUCUGGUGCUCCAAAGUGAGAGCCCAGGACGAGGAGGACACCGGGUUCAGAAUGCGGCCCAACCCCUAUCAGGACGUGGGCGUGAGUGAAGAAGGCAAGAGGGAGAAGAUAGAGGAGAUAAAGGACAUGAAGGGCAGGAAGGCUGAGAAAGAAGGAGAGAGGAACUUGGGGCUGGAGCUGGAGGAGCAAGAGGAGCCCAGAGUUGAAGGGAAAGUCACGAACACAGCCAUGUGAAGACGCGACACCGCUUCCUCCAGGCAGCCACCCAGAGAUGCCCCCUCCACACCGUGUAAGCGAUGACCUGGACGUGAAGCCACCAUAGUAACUCCAUGCAGAGUGGAGAAUACUGGCCCCCGAAUGAAGAGGCCUGGGACUUGCCCUGCCCCUCGGGGCGGGGGGGCUCUCUGUGUGCUGCUUUGUGCACCCUCCUUCCCGAUUUGUCUGCCUAGUGAUUCCUCUCGCACUUGGAGCGCAUUCUGGGUUAUGGAGAAACCCCGAGCUCUCGCUGUGUCACGGCUCCCCCACUUCUACCCACGCCUGAUUUCUCUUCCCUCUCCCUAGUAUCUGUUGGCCAGAAGCUCCUCCGUCCUACUCAGCCUUGGGACCAACGUGGGGCAGGGGCUUCCUUUCGAAGACCUGCAUUAAAGAAUUAAUAAGAAUAAAUAAAAAAUUUAAAAAAGAA
Molecule: messenger RNA, 927 nt
Organism: Nyctereutes procyonoides (raccoon dog)
Lineage: Eukaryota; Metazoa; Chordata; Mammalia; Carnivora; Canidae
Gene: SMIM24
Product: small integral membrane protein 24
Exons: 4
Coding region: 87-479 (130 amino acids)
Source: RefSeq, a predicted model, not a curated record